Arabidopsis arenosa is the source of this 528-nucleotide messenger RNA. Lineage: Eukaryota; Viridiplantae; Streptophyta; Magnoliopsida; Brassicales; Brassicaceae. The record is from the annotation of a GenBank genome assembly.
CCUCAUAUCUUCCUCUUCAUCUUUAUUAAGAACUCUCUAAAUAUAUUUGAUCUCUGAUUCAUAGUUAUAGCAAGAAUUGUACGUAUCAUACGCAGUCAUAUAAAAGAAUGGCUAAGUUCACAACUUUCUUCUUCAUCAUCGCUCUUCUUCUCUGCUCCACGCUAACACACGCAUCAGCCCGGCUCACUCCAACCUCCGUUUACCCUGAAGAUAUCUCCGUCAAGAAAAUGGAACAAGGAGAGGAAAACUGUGAAGGUGUUGGAGAAGAAGAAUGCUUCUUAAUACGAAGAACUUUAGUUGCUCACACUGAUUACAUCUACACUCAAGACCAUAAUCCCUAAAUGAUCAAUUAGCAAUUCUUAAUAUUGUUGGAUUAGUAAUCCAUAUAUAAUGAUGUAUCCAUAUAAUUAGCAUCUUAAUAUUGUUGCACUUUGUACUUUCUUAAUUAUUAACCAAACUACUUCACAGACUGAUUGUAUCUUUGUCACUUAAUCUGAAUAUUUAUACGUAUAAAAUUAUUCAAUUAUU